Molecule: messenger RNA, 1050 nt
Organism: Exophiala bonariae
Lineage: Eukaryota; Fungi; Ascomycota; Eurotiomycetes; Chaetothyriales; Herpotrichiellaceae
Exons: 1
Coding region: 1-1050 (349 amino acids)
Molecular function (GO): catalytic activity
Source: RefSeq, a predicted model, not a curated record
AUGUCGUUACGCACAUACAAGGCCGCCAUCUCUCAGGCUGAACCUGUAUGGUUCGACCUGAAAGGCGCAGUCAAACGAACAAUUGAGCUCAUUGAGGAAGCGGCCGAAAACGGUGCAGUGUUGAUUGCUUUUUCCGAGCUAUGGAUUCCAGGUUAUCCCAACUUCCUCUGGGGUGGCACAUACAGCGAGAACAUCCCGCUAGUGCACAAAUACAUGAAGAACAGUAUGGAGGCUCAUGGACCAGAAAUGUUGGAGAUUCGCCAGGCUGCAGCAGCCAAUAAGAUGCAUGUCGUCCUGGGCUUCAGCGAAAGGGUUGCGAGCACGCUCUACCUCGCACAGAUCUUGAUAGACGACAAAGGCGAUGUCUUGCUCCACAGACGGAAGAUUAAACCCACUCAUCUUGAGCGCACUCUUUUUGGUGACUCGACAGGCGAUUCUCUGCAGACUGUGGCGGACACUAAACUCGGCAAGAUCGGGAUGCUGAAUUGCUGGGAACACUUUCAGCCUUUGUUAAAAUACCACACAUAUGCGCAAAAUGAGCAAGUCCAUAUCGCAGCAUGGCCGUAUCAUGGUGAAGCUCUGGGAGACGAGCCAUGGUCAGUAUGUACGGAGGCCAACGAGGUGACUGCUAGUCGGAUGCAUGCCCUUGAGGGAGGUACCUUUGUGCUUGUGACGAACCAAAUGAUCACAGCAGCAGGGUUGAAGACGAACACCGAAGGCCACAGCGCGACCGGGAAGUCCUUCUCCGUUGGCGGUGGUGGCGGCGGCGCAGCAAGGGUUUUCGGUCCUGAUGGACGCCAACUCACUCCAGAUUCCGACCCGUACCACGACGGACUGAUAUACUGUGACAUCGACCUUGAUCUAAUCGAUCGAGCAAAGACCCUCGCAGAUCCCGUUGGCCAUUAUUCUCGCCCAGAUCUGCUUCGUUUGGUAGUCGAUGAUACGCCUAAGCAUUAUGUUGUCAAGGCAGAUGCUGGCCCACCAGAAACGCUCACAUCCGCAUUCAGACCCCUUGGAGAUACACUGGCAUCGUUUGCGAACGGAUUUUGA